Molecule: messenger RNA, 1233 nt
Organism: Clarias gariepinus (North African catfish)
Lineage: Eukaryota; Metazoa; Chordata; Actinopteri; Siluriformes; Clariidae
Gene: htr2aa
Product: 5-hydroxytryptamine (serotonin) receptor 2A, genome duplicate a
Exons: 3
Coding region: 1-1233 (410 amino acids)
Biological process (GO): chemical synaptic transmission; G protein-coupled receptor signaling pathway, coupled to cyclic nucleotide second messenger
Cellular component (GO): dendrite; plasma membrane
Molecular function (GO): neurotransmitter receptor activity; G protein-coupled serotonin receptor activity
Source: RefSeq, a predicted model, not a curated record
AUGCCGGGUAACGAAGUGCACAACUUCUCACUGAGCUGCAACCAGAGCUUGGAAUCUUUAAUGCUUAGCAACCUCUCAAAUCUGGAGGCAGUGUUUCGUAUGGGUCAAGGACUGGAGCUUGGGCAGAAGAAGAACUGGGCAGCACUGUUGAUCAUGUUAAUCGUGGUUGUCACGAUCACAGGGAACAUCCUUGUCAUUAUGGCUGUCACACUGGAGCGGAAAUUGCAGAACGCCACUAAUUACUUCCUCAUGUCACUGGCUGUAGCUGAUAUGCUAUUGGGCCUCCUUGUCAUGCCCAUCUCCAUGGUGACCAUCUUGUAUGGUUAUUCAUGGCCGCUUCCGCCCCUCCUGUGCCCACUCUGGAUCUACUUCGAUGUGUUGCUGUCCACGGCAUCAAUCAUGCAUCUGUGUGCUAUCUCAGUAGAUCGCUAUAUUGCUAUCCGCAAUCCAUUAGCCCACAGCCGUGCCAAGUCUGCUUGGCGUGCCCGUGCCAAGAUUACUGCUGUCUGGGCCAUCUCUGCAGGUAUCUCCAUGCCCAUCCCAGUCCUAGGCCUCCAUGACCACACCAAAGUGUUCAAAGAAGAAAGUUGCUUCCUGACAGACAGCUCAUUUAUGCUUAUCGGCUCAUUCAUGGCUUUCUUCAUGCCCCUAACCAUCAUGGUGGUAACAUACUUUCUGACCAUAAGUGCCCUCCAAACUGAGGCCACGCUUUGCCUGGACCGGUUGGUGCCACGCCCCAGAUGGAGUGGCAGCCUGGCGCUGGGUUUCCUCCCUUAUGAGAAGAAAUUGUUUCUGCGGCGCUCAUUGACCCUCAGCAAUGAACAGAAAGCAUCCAAAGUACUGGGCAUUGUCUUCAUCCUUUUUGUCGUCAUGUGGUGCCCCUUUUUUGUCACAAAUGUCUUGGUGGCUGUGUGUGACUCCACCAUCUGCCACAGUGGCAUUAUCAGUGAGCUUCAUAAUGUGUUUGUGUGGAUUGGAUACCUGUCGUCAGCCGUGAAUCCACUGGUCUAUACUCUUUUCAAUAAAACUUACCGUUCUGCUUUUGCUAGAUAUGUAAGAUGUCAGUAUAGAGAGGAGAGAAAACCCCUGAGACUCAUUCUAGUCAACACCAUCCCUCCAUUAGUGUACCAGUCAGCACUAGCUGAGGCUCUGGGAGAUUUCUCUACACCACUCACAAGUAAAAAGCCACAACCUUGUAGAAGAAUCACUGAGGAAAGUGUUAGUUGUGUGUGA